Messenger RNA from Vanessa atalanta (red admiral), 1734 nucleotides. Its product is annotated as protein SCAI. The record is from RefSeq and is a predicted model, not a curated record. The coding region runs from base 1 to 1734 and encodes 577 amino acids. Gene Ontology annotation, cellular component: nucleus. Gene Ontology annotation, molecular function: transcription corepressor activity. The transcript has 9 exons. Gene Ontology annotation, biological process: DNA-templated transcription. Lineage: Eukaryota; Metazoa; Arthropoda; Insecta; Lepidoptera; Nymphalidae.
AUGAGCCCUAUCUCAGAGAAGGAAAGAAAAAUUAUUCUAGAAUUUUGUCAUUUGCUUGAAAAAUCGAAGCAACUAUUUAAUGGAUUAAGGGAACUUACUCCUUAUGGAAACAAGCAAUGGCAAGCUCAUUUUGGACGAACAUUUGACAUUUAUGCAAAAUUGUGGAAAUUUCAACAACAAUAUCGUCCGAUUUUGGAUCUGAGAUACGGCUUAAAGCGUUGGCAAAUAGGUGAAAUUGCAUCAAAAAUUGGACAAUUAUAUUAUCAUUUUUACCUACGAACAAGUGAAAUCGCUUACUUAGUCGAAGCGUUUUCCUUCUACCUAGCAAUAAGGGGACGGCAAUAUUACAAUCUGGCAAGCAAAGAGGCAAAAUCCGAGCUGAUGGUAAAGAAAUUACGUUACUACGCAAGAUUCAUUGUCGUUGCUAUACUUUUGAGGCAAUCAGAGAUAAUUAAUGAACUACUAAUGGAACUAGAAAAACAAAUUGUUGCUUACGGACAAGCAUACGAUCCAAAUGAUCAGGCGGAAUGGCUAAAUGUAUUAGAAGAAGUAAGAGCAUUUCUAAACGCUGACCCAGGUGUGACUAUUUUAGACCCAGAUAACAAUAAUAGAAUUGUUACUUUAAGCGGUCGUCUCAGCCGUCACACGAUUCCAUCAAUUGAGCGAACUCUGCAAAUGAAUUUGAAACUACAAGACGCUAUUAUAAUAGGCAGUGGAACUCAGCUUGUAAAAUUCUCAGAGCUAACCAUAGAUAUGUUCCGUAUGCUACAAAAUUUGGAAUGGGAGAUCGAUGUACCUAUUAAAGAUCCAUCCGUCGAUUCUCCGCACGCUUCCGGUGAAACCUCAAAGACUCCCAAACGUAUAGGUGUUCCGUGCGUCGGUGGAAAUGUUAAUCCACAUAAAUAUUUGCUGUUCAAGCCAUCCGCAUGUCAAGUCGUGACAUACGUAGCUAGCACUAUUAACGAACUGCCACAAAAGGGUGUGUUACUCAUUUUCAUAUCAGCAGAUGGUUACCAUCCUCACCAAAAUACACACCCAGAAAACUAUACUUACGACAUUGGAGGUUUGAUUACAUCAUCUAAAUCUGAUAUUUACAGAGACUAUAACAGAGAAACGAAGUCUGUUAACAGUAAAUAUAAAAAUAAGCACAUUCUAUAUCCGGGAGAUUUACAGCCGUUCACCAGAAAACCAUUGGUUAUUAUAGUAGAUUCGGACAAUUCUUACGCAUUCCAGCAUAUUUCAAGGACAUUUGGAUUACCACUCUUGGUGCUAAUGUCACCAUUGUCGUUACCUGGCACCAUAAACGAUCGUAGUACCCAAGGAAGCCUGUUUACAUUGUUCUUGCACAACUCCAUAGCCGGUUUAUGUAAUUCCUGCGAAGUUUUCACAAUCAAUUUGGAAACGUGGGAGAAGUGUUCACAUUUGCGUGAUGUUUUCAUGAAAGAAGCUAUACGAUUGCUAAUGAGAACAAGAGUAGAUCCAACCUAUCACGCAUUCCUUGGUUGUGAAUUUUUAAGGCUCAUGAUACUGCGUUACAUUUUCUGCGAAUGCACUCUGCGCUUGCAUCGGGGAUUUCGUGCAAGGACAAAUUUACCGCGCGCUUCCCCUCCUUUACCUGACGAUCUAAUCGAAAACGGUGACUUGAUGUCUAUUAUUCUUGAUAUCGCAGAUUGUAUUGGGGUCCGGGAAUAUUUCUACGAUCCAUCAGCACCUGGAACAGCGCCUAGGGAUUAA